This is a messenger RNA of Piliocolobus tephrosceles (Ugandan red Colobus), 1214 nucleotides long. It is a transcript of the gene JUND, whose product is annotated as JunD proto-oncogene, AP-1 transcription factor subunit. Gene Ontology annotation, cellular component: transcription regulator complex. Lineage: Eukaryota; Metazoa; Chordata; Mammalia; Primates; Cercopithecidae. The transcript has a single exon. The annotation marks the transcript as partial. Gene Ontology annotation, biological process: regulation of cell cycle; regulation of cell population proliferation; regulation of transcription by RNA polymerase II. The record is from RefSeq and is a predicted model, not a curated record. Gene Ontology annotation, molecular function: RNA polymerase II cis-regulatory region sequence-specific DNA binding; transcription factor binding; DNA-binding transcription factor activity, RNA polymerase II-specific.
GGCUCCGCGCCCCCCGGCGAGCUGGCCCCGGCGGCGGCCGCGCCCGAGGCGCCCGUCUACGCGAACCUGAGUAGCUACGCGGGCGGCGCCGGGGGCGCGGGGGGCGCCGGGACGGUCGCCUUCGCCGCCGAACCCGUGCCCUUCCCGCCGCCGCCACCCCCGGGCGCGUUGGGGCCGCCGCGCCUGGCUGCGCUCAAGGACGAACCACAGACGGUGCCCGACGUGCCGAGCUUCGGUGAGAGCCCGCCGCUGUCACCCAUCGACAUGGACACGCAGGAGCGCAUCAAGGCGGAGCGCAAGCGGCUGCGCAACCGCAUCGCCGCCUCCAAGUGCCGCAAGCGCAAGCUGGAGCGCAUCUCGCGCCUGGAGGAGAAAGUGAAGACCCUUAAGAGCCAGAACACGGAGCUGGCGUCCACUGCAAGCCUGCUGCGCGAGCAGGUGGCGCAGCUCAAGCAGAAAGUCCUCAGCCACGUCAACAGCGGCUGCCAGCUGCUGCCCCAGCACCAGGUGCCCGCGUACUGAGUCCGCGCGCGGGGCGCAUGCGCGGCCACCCUCCCCGAGGGGCGGGCUCGCGGGGGGGUGUCGUGGGCGCCCCGGACUUGGAGAGGGUGCCGCCCUGGGGACCCCCCUUCCCCCGAGUGUGCCCAGGAAUUCAGAGAGGGCGCGGCCCCCGGGGAUCCCCCCCGAGGGUGCCCAGGACUCGGAAGGGGCGCCCCGGACUCGACAAGCUGGACCCCCUGCUCCCGGGGGGGCGAGCGCAUGACCCCCCGCCCUCGCGCUGCCUCUGUCCCCCGCGCGGCCGCCCUGUGUUGCACAAACCCGCGCGUCUCGGCUGCCACCUUGUACACCGCGCAGCGGAAGGGGGCUCCGAGGGGGCGCAGCCUCAAACCCAGCCUUUCUUUUCCUUUAACUUUUUUUUUUUUUUCCUUUGGAAGAGAGAAGAACAGAGUGUUCGAUUCUGCCCUAUUUAUGUUUCUACUUGGGAACAAACGUUGGUUGUGUGUGUGUGUGUUUUCUUGUGUUGGUUUUUUAAAGAAAUGGGAAGAAGAAAAAAAAUUCUCCGCCCCUUUCCUCGAUCUCGCUUCCCCCUUCGGUUCUUUCGACCGGUCCCCCCUCCUUUUUCUGUUUUGUUUUGUUUUGCUACGAGUCCACAUUCCUGUUUGUAAUCCUUGGUUCGCCCGGUUUUCUGUUUUCAGUAAAGUCUCGUUACGCCA